CGUGGCCUGUUGGAAUGCACGUACCAUGCAUUGGAAAACGCGGGAAUUCCAGUGGCCUCGGUAGCUGGAUCACGUACAUCAUGCUAUGUAGGCUCCUUCUCCCGGGAAUAUGCCGCCCUCCUGCAACGAGACCCACAACUUCAGGCCCGAUAUGAGGCCGUAGGGACGGGAACUGCCAUGCUUGCAAAUCGG
Molecule: messenger RNA, 192 nt
Organism: Aspergillus ibericus CBS 121593
Lineage: Eukaryota; Fungi; Ascomycota; Eurotiomycetes; Eurotiales; Aspergillaceae
Product: polyketide synthase
Exons: 1
Biological process (GO): fatty acid biosynthetic process; secondary metabolite biosynthetic process
Molecular function (GO): fatty acid synthase activity
Source: RefSeq, a predicted model, not a curated record